Messenger RNA from Linnemannia hyalina, 2694 nucleotides. NCBI's taxonomy places the organism in Eukaryota, Fungi, Mortierellomycota, Mortierellomycetes, Mortierellales, Mortierellaceae. The record is from the annotation of a GenBank genome assembly.
AUGCCACAAGGAGACAGCCCUCAGGAACAGAUCCAGGCACUCCGCUCCGUCAACAAGGGCGUUCCACCCAACUCCAUCCCUCCUGCCGGUCCUGAUGAGAUCUAUCACGUUGACACACAUCUCGACCCUGACACCCAAAAGGGGUUCAUUUUCUGGGACGAUAUCGUUCAGGCAUUCGAUUACGCAGUUCAUGUCCGCCACAAGACGAGAGUGGUUUCGUUCCAGAGAGGAAUAGACCAUAGUAUCCUUGAGCCUCGCAGGAUCACCGCCGUGCCGAAUAUUGUCUUGGAUGUGGUCGUAGAUACUCCAGUGACCGGUAAUGCGGGGGUUGCUUCUCUCCAGGUCCGACAGCCGGAUCUUCAACCAGUGCCGCCGCAGGACGGCAGCGCCAUAAAGAUCGAGGAUACAUCCCAGGAUACCAUCUCAGCACCCAGUAUUGCAUUGACACCCAUUACUACGACUGCUACCUCCACACCCAACACAACGUCAUCAUCCAGUUCCCCUUCAACUACAACAUCCGCCGUCAGACAGAACCCAAUCUACGGUCUUGUAGAUGUCUACGGUCCUGUAGAGGCGACGAAGGAAAGUUACACUCGCAUCGACAGACCCCCUACAUUCCCGUCAGCUCGAGAUCCGCAAGCAGUGUUGGACGAUCAAAAUCCAGCUGUCAAGGAUAUUCCAACCACUCCUCGUCUUGACAACGACAACAACUCCCAGCAGCGUGGGCGGCAGAGCGCAACAGCUAAUGAGUCCGUGGCGCUGCAAUUGGCACGGACGAUCAUUAGUGCUUGUGAAGGGGACAAGGACGCCCAGGUCGCGCUUGGCGACAUGUACAGGGACGGCAAGGGGGUUGCGCAAGACUAUCAGUCGGCCAUGGAUUGGUACCUCAAGGCCGUCGAGCAAGGAGACGCAGCUGGUCAGCAGAGAGUAGGCGCCCUCUACCAUAAAGGAUUCGGUGUCCCGCGGAACUACUCAGCAGCCAUGAGCUGGUACCUCAAUGCCGCCGCACAAGGAUAUGCUCGCGCUCAAUACAGCCUCGGGGUUCACUACAAACAUGGUCGCGGUGUUCCUCAGAACUACACACAGGCGAUGGAGUGGUACACCAAGGCCGCCGCACAAGGAUUUGCUGGCGCUCAAUACAGCAUCGGAGCUCUCUACAAACGUGGUCACGGUGUUCCUCAGGACUACACACAGGCGAUGGAGUGGUACCUCAAGGCCGCCGCACAAGGAUAUGCUGUCGCUCAAUACAACAUCGGCCUUCUCUACGACAACGGCGAAGGUGUUAGUCAAGACUACGCACAGGCGAUGGAGUGGUACCUCAAGGCCGCCGCACAAGGAUAUGCUGUCGCUCAAUACAACAUCGGCCUUCUCUACGACGACGGCGAAGGUGUUCGUAAAGACUACGCACAGGCGAUGGAAUGGUACCUCAAGGCCGCCGCACAAGGAUGUGCUGUCGCUCAAUGCAACAUCGGGGUUCACUACAAACAUGGUCGCGGUGUUCCUAAGGACUACGCACAGGCGAUGGAAUGGUGCCUCAAGGCCGCCGCACAAGGACAUGUUGUCGCGCAAUACAACAUCGGCCUUCUCUACCAGAACGGCGAUGGUGUUCGUCAAGACCACGCACAGGCGAUGGAAUGGUACCUCAAGGCCGCCGCACAAGGAUUUGCUGGCGCUCAAUACAGCAUCGGAGCUCUCUACAAACGUGGUCACGGUGUUCCUCAGGACUACACACAGGCGAUGGAGUGGUACCUCAAGGCCGCCGCACAAGGAUAUGCUGUCGCUCAAUACAACAUCGGCCUUCUCUACGACAACGGCGAAGGUGUUAGUCAAGACUACGCACAGGCGAUGGAGUGGUACCUCAAGGCCGCCGCACAAGGACAUUAUGCCGCUCAAUACAACAUCGGCCUUCUCUACGACAACGGCGAUGGUGUUCGUCAAGACUACGCACAGGCGAUGGAAUGGUUCUUCAAGGCCGCCGCACAAGGAUGUGCUGUCGCUCAAUGCAACAUCGGGGUCCACUACAAAUAUGGUCGCGGUGUCCCUCAGGACUACGCACAAGCGAUGGAGUGGUACCUCAAGGCCGCCGCACAAGGACAAGUUGUCGCUCAAUACAACCUCGGCCUUCUCUACGACAACGGCGAAGGUGUUCGUAAAGACUAUGCACAGGCGAUGGAAUGGUACCUCAAGUCUGCCGCACAAGGAUGUGCUGUCGCUCAAUGCAACAUCGGCGUUCUCUACGAAAACGGCGAUGGCGUUAGUCAAGACUACGCACAGGCGAUGUAUUGGUUCCUCAAGGCCGCCGCACAAGGAUAUGCCAUCUCGCAAUGCCGUAUAGGGUGCCUCUACGACAACGGCGAUGGUGUUCGUCAAGACUACGCACAGGCGAUGGAAUGGUACCUCAAGGCCGCCGCAAAAGGAUACUCUGUCGCUCAAGUCAACAUCGGCCUUCUCUACGACAACGGCGAAGGUGUUCGUCAAGACUACGCACAGGCGAUGGAAUGGUACCUCAAGGCCGCCAAGCAAGGGUAUGACGUUGCUCAAUACAAUAUCGGCCUGCUCUACAGGAAUGGCCAAGGUGUUCGUCGGAAUUAUAUAAAGGCCGCGGGGUGGUUCUCUCAGGCUGCCAACCGAGGACAUAAGGGCGCCAAAAGAAAAUUGGAAGCCUUGAAGAAAAAAGAUGUUUUUGUGAACUAA